Molecule: messenger RNA, 133 nt
Organism: Ambispora gerdemannii
Lineage: Eukaryota; Fungi; Glomeromycota; Glomeromycetes; Archaeosporales; Ambisporaceae
Source: the annotation of a GenBank genome assembly
AGUGAAACCAGGCACUUUAGCAUUUUCCGCUGGUAAACAGUCAGUAUCAACAGUAGGACCAUUUGAGCCAACAAUAAAUAUCAAUUUAUCAUCAGCAUUAAAUGUAAAGCAAGAAGCUGUGAAUAAUUAUUGA